CAGUUUAUGAUGACCUGAUAACCGAUAAUUUCCAAUACUAUCUAAACAAAUGGAAACACGUGUACGACAGGGGCUCCGGUAGUCCUAUAAGAAGUCGGGUUCAGACAGUAGACGAUAUGCUGGCCAUACAUAACCGUUUCGAGCGUACCGUACGCUAUCUGAUGGCACCGUCGGCUACCAGUCGACUACGGUUCAGGGCAUUGAAAUUGUUCGGUACGUUUGCCCUGGCCCUGGGCCAGCAACUAUCGCCCGACUGUUUGGUCAGCAUAUUGAAAAUAGUCUAUUCGAUGGGUAGGGGCGAACAGUGGGCUCUGAAGUUUGCCGACUCGGCCGGCCGUCCCGUUGAUCCGGGACUACUCGAAGGUCUGACAUCGAGUUUCGGCGAUUACACCGAAUGUCUAUCGAUUGUUAGUCCAGAAUCUAUGUUCAUACCCGAGAUUGUUGGCCAGUAUUGUCUGGUCAAACCAUUGAUGCCCUAUCCGUCUAUGGAUUCGCUGGGCAUGAAUCUAACCGAUCCGAAACUAAUGGCCCGCAACCGAUUUGCACGACUAAUGGACGGCUACCGGUUACCACAUUUGCAAACAGUCAGGGCAUUUGUCGAGGCCAUGAAUGUCGGUAAGGGUGCACUGUUCAGGUACGGCCUAUGCAUACCUGGCCAGUGUAGUGCCCAGGAGAUUGAAAAGUUGAUUAAUAAAAUACAAUUUCCCAUAACACAUAUACCGCUAGAAGUGGGACCCGAGUGUCAGGUCAAGGGUCAGCAUAGGUCACUGGACGGACAUCAAACUGUGGCUAUCCUAAUACUAGGACUGUUGGCUAUACUAGCCAUAUCAAGUACAUGCUAUGAUUAUAUAACAACUGUUAGCAACCAAAACUACCAGUCCACCAACCAUCAGACUGUCCAUCGAUGUUCAGAUGAAUGGUUAACUAGUUUUUCAUUGAUAAAAAACACCCGUUCCCUGUACUCGGUUGAUGGUAGUAGUAGUAGUAAUACUACUAAUAAUAAUAGUAGCAAAUAUGCCUCACUGGAUACCAUCAGAUUGUUGCUCAUACUGGCCGUCCAUAUGGCCCAUGCCUUCCAGUAUACGACAUCACUGGGUAUUAUUGCACUGAAAAAACUAUACUCCCGAGUGUUUCCCGCAAUAUUUGAGGACAAGGAGUAUAUGUUUAGUCGAAAUUAUUUGGUCAUCGAUUCGUUGAUAACUUUGAGCGGAUUUUUACUAUCGUAUAGCGUCUAUAGUAAACUACAAAAAAAUAAUGGCCGACUAAAUUAUCUGACAUUUAUAUUGAAACGUUGGCUACGCUUUGCAACCCUAAUGUUUGGCUCUGUCCUAUUUAUCUAUCUGUUCCCGUUGACCGGUUCGGGUCCCAUAUGGCAUAUAGGGGUCGGUUGGGUGACCACUGGCUGCCAAAACAGUCAAAACUUGUGGAAAAUGCUGUUUUUUGUCCAUAAUUUCAGGGAUGAACACUUGGAACGGCUAUCCAUAGCUAACUCUAAAUGCAAUCCGCCCAGUUGGUUUUUAGGUGUCCUAAUGCAACUAACCCUAGCCGGUCCUCUAGUUGUAUUGUUAGUCUAUCGUAGCCGAAAAUAUGGUACCCUAGCACUGGUAGUAUUGCUAGCUAUCGGGUUGUUUGCCAGUAUCGGGCCCUACCUAUUGUUUAACAUCCGACCCUAUUUGCAGCUCUGGGAUCUGGAUGCCAUUAUCUAUACUGUAUCCAAAUCGUUUACCUGGUACAAUUUUACGGCCAACAAUUUCAUAACUGCCUUUACGGUAGGCAUAGGCUAUGGAUUAUUGUUGAAUAGUAGUAGUAGUAGACAUAAAAAAUCAAUUAGUAAACUUGCAACCCUACUACUCAAUUGGCUAUCCCUGGCCACUUGCUUAGCCGUUUAUUUCUAUAAUAUUACAUUCUGGCACCUGGAUCAUUCGGCACCGUUAGUCAAUAUACUUCUAUGGCUAACCAUUGGUAAACUAUUCUAUUGUCUUGGAUUUGGUUGGCUAUGUUUUGCAUUGUGCACCGGUAGGGCAGAAUUGCUAAACAAAAUAUUAUCAUGGUACAUUUUACGGCCAAUUGCUAGACUAUCGUUUGGUAUCUAUAUAUUACACUAUUUGGUUAUUAUGAACCGUAUAUUUACCAAUCAUUAUACCUAUAAUAUGACCGAUAAAUAUAUGUAUGAACAUUUUAUUGUCGACCUAAUCUAUGAUAUACUAUUGGCUUAUGUAUUCUAUAUGAUUAUUGAAUGUCCAUUGACUAACAUAACGGAGCUAUUGUUUGGUGGUGGCUGCCGGUGCAGCUACAGGAGCCGCCGCCAAAUUGAUCAUGAUCAAUUGCCAUUAUUAUUAUUUUUUUAA
Molecule: messenger RNA, 2348 nt
Organism: Oppia nitens
Lineage: Eukaryota; Metazoa; Arthropoda; Arachnida; Sarcoptiformes; Oppiidae
Product: nose resistant to fluoxetine protein 6-like
Exons: 8
Coding region: 117-2348 (743 amino acids)
Molecular function (GO): acyltransferase activity, transferring groups other than amino-acyl groups
Source: RefSeq, a predicted model, not a curated record